Necator americanus (New World hookworm) is the source of this 879-nucleotide messenger RNA. RefSeq lists its product as uncharacterized. The record is from RefSeq and is a predicted model, not a curated record. The transcript has a single exon. Bases 1 to 879 code for a protein of 292 amino acids. NCBI's taxonomy places the organism in Eukaryota, Metazoa, Nematoda, Chromadorea, Rhabditida, Ancylostomatidae.
AUGGAUAAAGUCAUCUACGACUUCUACUCUGAUCUCUUCGACGGCCAUGUUCACUCGCCUCCUCACCAUCUGGGGAAAGUUCAGAGGUUUUCUCGUCCGAAUAGGACAUGUUGUCACGUCGGUAAGAGAUCAUACGGCACCCGAUCCCGACAGAAUAAUAUGAGAAUAUCUGAAGAACCUUUUACCAGUACUCUUCAACACUCUGACGAGGCUCUUCAUACGUUACUUUCAAAACUCAUCGAAGUAUCGCAAAAGUACAACAUACCGCUCUAUCUCACCUUUAUUGACCUGAAUAAGAACUUCGACUCAGUUGAACUCAAUCGUGGAGCGGUCAUGGAAGUCCUGGACAACCAAGGCGUUCCGCUCUGUACACGAAGGCACUCUGAGAAUUUUACAGUAACUUCACGACCAGAAUUUCACCAUUUCACCAUUACAAUAAUAUCAUCAUUGACGAAGACAGGGGUCCGACAUGGUGAAACAAGUUCAGUUAAAAUAAAGACGGGCACUCUUGACAAUGCAAUGCGAAUGCUGCAAUGUGACGACAUGGGAGCGAAGGUCGAUGGUGGGCAGCUACACCAUCUGCGCUUUGCUGAUAACAUUGUUCUGAUAACGUCAAGCAUCAAUGGGGCAGAUCGAAUGCUGGUCGAUUUGUAUGUGGAAACGUGUGGAAAGAUAGGUCUCCAGCUGAAUCUGCAAAAGACGAUGUUCAUGCGGAACGGAUGGGUCUCGGAUGACCCAUUCACGCUCAACGGAACGAACAGCUCCGAAUGCUCCAGCUAUGUAUAUCUAGCUCAGGAAAUUAACAUGAAGAACGACCACACCUCCAAGCUGGGUAGAAGGAAACGAGCUGCUUGGGAUCAUAUAAGAACAUCAAGGUAG